UUUUUUUUUUUUCCUUUUCACACUUAGAGCUGUUUUCACCUUUUUUUUUUUGUGCUGUUCAUAUAAUAUCUGCUUCAGAUCGUUGCUUACAAAUUGUGAGUCAGUAGAUCUAGUUUUAAUUGAUUUCACACUGAAGAAUCAACCAGUUCGAGAAUGAAAAACUUUUCUUUGAGACCAUUUUUCUUUCUUGGAAAGUAUCUACACUAAUUUGUGUAGAUUAUUACCUUAAAAAUACACUAAUGCUAGUAUUACUUCUUAUAAAGGUUUAAUCUUUUCUAACAUUUCUUUUUCCUUCUAUUAAAGUAGUUGGACUUAAUGAACAUUUAAGAGGGAUUCCCUCAUUCUUCUUUUCCCUCAAGUAUUCUCGUAAUCAGUAUAAUUAUUAUUUUCCUUCAAUGUGAAACAUUAAACUGUUCGGUUCAGUAUUUAAAGAGAAUUGAUGCAAAUAACUCUAAUUCCCCUUGGCAUUUCUUUUUGACCCAUUUGACUUUAAUUAUGUGUUGUGGAGACUAGUAGAAGCACUAGAGUAAAAAGAAGGGGAAAAGGGCAAAAGGGGUAGUGAAAAAGUUGAAAGGAGGGGCUUAUGUGAUUAAUGGUCUACUAUUCAAUGAACUCUUUGGGUUUUGGUGGGUCAGGUGGGGUUUUGAGGCAUCUCAAUCAAUCUUUGUACAAUACAUAUUAUUUAAACUGAGGCUGAGGGAGAUAUAGAAAAUGCAGACACCAAAAUCAAAAGCUGGUUCUUUGGAAGUGCCUCAAAGAAGAUCACCAGCAACAACACCUCGAACUGCUCGCAAACUCACGACUUCUGGAUUGGAUGCUGAUUCAGUUUCCUCUCGAAAUAUGGCAAAUAAGACUCCAAAAUCUAGUCCUAAAGUCAUUGAUCGUAGGUCACCUCGAAGUCCUAUAUCUGAGAAGAAGCGCCCAAACAGAGUUUCCGAAUUGGAGUCACAGCUGACUCAACUUCAAGAGGAUUUGAAGAAGGCAAAGGACCAGCUGAACACUUCUGAGUCAUGGAAGAGGCAAGCCCAGCAGGAAGCUGAAGAAGCCAAGAAUCAGCUGAUGCAGAUGUCUGCAAAGCUUGAGGAAUCCCAACAGCAGCUGCAGGAUAUCUCUGUGUGCGAGGAUGAUCGGAUCCAAGAGCUUCGUAAACUUUCUCAGGAUCGAGACAGAGCAUGGCAGUCUGAACUUGAGGCCAUCCAGAAGCAGCAUUCAAUGGAUUCUGCUGCCUUGGCUUCUGCCAUGAAUGAAAUUCAAAAGCUCAAGUUUCAACUGGAAAGGAGAGCCGAAUCAGAAGCCAACCAGGCUAGGCAUGCAGAAUCUGCACACGAUGAGGUUCAUAAUUUAAGAAUGGAGCUAUCAGAAACUCUUUCACUGGUUCAGAAGAUGAAAACUGAGCUCAAUGAUUGCAGGGAAUCUGAAGCUCAAGCUUUAGAAGUAGUUAAUAGAACUCAAAUGCAAUUGGAAACGGCAAAUGAAACCAUAGAAAUGCUUCGAAAAGAUGCAGCCAAAUCAGUGGAGUCCUACAAUUCCUUAUCCUUGGAGUUGGAGCAGUCCAAUGCUCGAGUCAAGUCGCUGGAGGGUCUUGUGGGAAAGCUCCAGGCAGAGCUUAUUAAUCGAAACAGCCAAAACUCAGUGGCUCCUAAGGAAGAGAAAAAUCUUGAAAAUGGAGAAAACGAACUAAAUGAGUUGAAAAUAGAGCUUAAUUCUGUGAAAUCUGAAGUAGGUCAACUGAGAUCUGCAUUAGAUGCUGCUGAGAUCAGGUACCAAGAAGAAUUUAUUCGCAGCACAUUGCAGAUUAGAAGUGCGUAUGAACAAGUUGAACAUACAAAAUCUGAAUCAAGUCAGAAAGAAGCUGAGUUAGCAUCAGAGUUGAAGAAAUCUAAUGCUUAUAUUGAGGAAUUGAAGGCACUACUGAUGGAUAAGGAAACCGAGUUGCAAAGCAUAUCAGAGGAAAAUGAGAGUUUAAACUCAAAGAUUGAGAAAACUCUAUCAGGUCAAUGCGAAUUUGAACUUACAAUGGAACUGAAGAAAUCAGAAGCUACAUUAUCAGAGUUGAAGGCAAGUUUGUUGGACAAGGAGACAGAGUUGCAGAGUAUAACCGAGGAAAACGAGUCGCUCAAGAUGGAAAUUAAGAACAAGGAAACCGAGAGGAGUAAGGUUAAUGAUGAAACUGCUGCAUUAGCUGAUGCUGCAAAGGCUGCAGAGCGAGAGGCACUCAUGAAGCUUGGCUAUGCUACUGAGGAGGCUGACAAAAACAGCAGGAGGGCAGCUCGGGUGACUGAGCAACUGGAUGCAGCACAAGCAUCAAACAUCGAAAUGGAGGCUGAGUUGAGGAGGCUUAAGGUUCAGUCAGAUCAGUGGAGAAAGGCUGCCGAGGCAGCUGCUGCGAUGAUUUCAACCGGGAACAAUGGGAAACUUGUCGACAGAACAAGUUCACUUGACAAUACCUAUAAUCCCAUGGAUUCGCCUUAUUCGGAAGACAUGGAUGAUGAUUCACCCAAGAAGAAAAAUGGCAACAUGUUGAAGAAGAUUGGGGUUUUAUGGAAGAAGGGUGGUCAGAAACAGUAGUUUUCUAUGAUGCUACUGACCUUGAGUUUCACAUGCAAAUAAAAGACCAAUCCCUUUUUGCAGACUGUAUAGAGGUACUUGAAGAUGAUGUAUGUUGUGCACAAGGAUAGUGUUUUUGUAUCUUUUGUUAGAAACUCUUCUCUUUAUAUGUUUAUGCUACAGUCAGUCUUUCACUUACUACGUUGGAGCAAUUAUGUGAUAACAGAAAGAAGAAAGCUUUUUUUUUUUUUUUGAGUUGUGAUUUGUAAGAUUAGACUCUUCCUCAUUAUGUGUAUCACUAUCCCAACUUCCUUGGUGUAUAAGAAUAGCUAUGUGUCCUUUCUCUUAUUUGCCUUCGUUUUUUUUUACAGCAAGUUUAGAAGAUAACUAUUGAGAUUCAAAACCAUCUUUCAAUAAAAAGGCAAAAGCUUUGUA
Cannabis sativa is the source of this 2982-nucleotide messenger RNA. RefSeq names its product interactor of constitutive active ROPs 2, chloroplastic. The transcript has 5 exons. The record is from RefSeq and is a predicted model, not a curated record. The coding region runs from base 712 to 2568 and encodes 618 amino acids. Lineage: Eukaryota; Viridiplantae; Streptophyta; Magnoliopsida; Rosales; Cannabaceae.